Schistosoma mattheei is the source of this 627-nucleotide messenger RNA. The record is from the annotation of a GenBank genome assembly. Lineage: Eukaryota; Metazoa; Platyhelminthes; Trematoda; Strigeidida; Schistosomatidae.
AUGCGUUGGGAGCUAAGUGAAACAAUAUGCGUUCCGUCUUUUAUUACUGCUACUAAUACCACUAUUUUAAAAGCACGCUUAGUUCAUAUUGUUUUAAAAAAUAGUUCAAAGUUACAUGAUGCAGUAGUUUAUGAGGCCCUACUAGAUACUUCUGAACCUCUUUUAAAAUUUGUUGAAAAGUCUAGCUUUGCACAAAGAUUUUGGUGUGGAUCUCACAGAGCAUUCGAUAUGGAAGUGCGAAAUGUAAACGGAAAACUUGUUAUGCAUCUCCAACGGCCAUUGAAGUGUUCAGCAGUUGUAUGUUUUUGUUGUCCUUAUGAAAUGAAAGUUGAAGCUCCAGUAGGUGAACCAAUGGGUAGUAUUGUUCAAAAUUAUGGACGAUUCGGUCAUACAUUUUACCUGAAAGAUUGGAAUGAUAAUAUAAAUUUAGAUAUAAAAGGUCCUUGGUUUUCUUAUACCUGUUGUUUUGAUCUUAUUUUAAGAUCAAUUGGACGGAUAAUAUGUCGUCGAGACCAAGAAAAUGAUAGUUUUCGUGUUGACUUCCCUUUAGACUUGGAUUAUCGUAUGAAACUUUUGCUUAUUUGUGCUGCAAUAUUUUUGGAUUUUGUAUACUUUGGAACCAAAUGA